This is a messenger RNA of Nicotiana attenuata, 749 nucleotides long. RefSeq lists its product as uncharacterized. The record is from RefSeq and is a predicted model, not a curated record. Bases 97 to 630 code for a protein of 177 amino acids. The transcript has a single exon. Lineage: Eukaryota; Viridiplantae; Streptophyta; Magnoliopsida; Solanales; Solanaceae.
UUCCCCUCUCCCAUCCAUGAUCCAACGUAAUUUCUGUCUUCUAAAUUUCUAUAAAUUCUCUUAAAUUCAUUUUUCCCAUUUUCUAUAUUUUUAAAAAUGGAUCAACUGAGUUCAAAAAAACGAGUUCGAGAUAACUCGGCCGAGUUAGAGAUCAACUCGCCGGAGGUAAAGCGACUCAGAGAAGAUCUGUUGGACGAUUUAUACGAUCCCUCCGAGUUUUGCAGUUCGAGUCAUGAUCUCGACUCGUUCAUGAAAAGCUUUGAAGAUGAAAUCACUUCGCCGGAACCGGCGAUGGCCGGAGUUUGGUCGGAGUCUGGGGAGUCUCAGCCGGAGUUAGGGUAUCUUCUGGAAGCUUCGGAUGAUGAGCUUGGGCUACCUCCACCAACUGAGUCAGAAACUGAGUUGUCCCGAGUUUGUACUGAGUCGGCGGAAAUCAGGAACGAGUUGCUGGGAUUUGAUGGGGAGAUUCCGGGUUAUGACCCGUUUGAUUUGGGAAUUGUUGAAUCGGAUCAAUAUAGUGCUAAUGUUAUUGGGGAAUAUGUGGUGUUAGAUGGUCUGUUUGAUCAUUCGGAGCUGGGUUUUGGGUCGGGUGAUUUUCUUUGGAGACCCGAGACUUUACCCGCUCAAUAGCAGAAAGCUUUAGUGAAAGAUACUGUAAAGGUUUAAUUUUUUCUUUUUAUAUCCUAUUAUUAUUUGAUUAAUUGAAAGGAAGAAAGAAUUAUGAAACAUAGAUGAUAAAUUUACUUGAA